Fusarium keratoplasticum is the source of this 1473-nucleotide messenger RNA. RefSeq lists its product as uncharacterized. Lineage: Eukaryota; Fungi; Ascomycota; Sordariomycetes; Hypocreales; Nectriaceae. The transcript is spliced from 3 exons. The coding region runs from base 1 to 1473 and encodes 490 amino acids. The record is from RefSeq and is a predicted model, not a curated record.
AUGAACAAGAGGGUCACCAGACUUCAGUCCAGGCGCUCUCGCCCGAGACUACCACAAGAACCGCUGCUCAGUCCACAAGACACGCAAGAGAAAUCGACAAGGCGGCAGCUCGACGACAUCGGCCAGUCGCCUGCGAAGAAGUCUCGAUCGACUGACGCCCAACAAGCCAAAGCUGGAGGUGAAGAGUCUGAUGAGGCACCGACCCUCCAGCAUCCGAGACCGAAGCCCCCAGCCGUACCAUUUCCCCAGAAGUUCAUCGAUCCCAUCCAGCCCGUCGAGUCGAAGCACAGAAAGCCAUCUGCAACCUACACACGACGACCGCCCCCCCGUCCCACCGAGCCGUGCAAGAUCGGCUCCAAUAAUGAAGAACACGGGGACCCCAAUGACUGGGCGUUUUCGAUGCCCUCUUCAACCGGGAUUCCCUCAAGGACCUUGGGUGACGGAUCCAACAUUACUGGGGCCGAUGUACCGGCGAAAAACGUGGAACACCCCGAUUACGAGGAGGUACACCUAGCUGGAAACGGCAUCCACUUCAGCCAGUCUACUCCAGGCCGCAUUGACGACUUGGUAAAGACAAUGGGUCAGGCCCGUAAUUCUCCCGGCCCAUCAGAAGACCAGGUUCUGGGAGACGAAGAUCUCCAGAACCUCAAGACAGCUGGAUUGGAGGCACUGGUAGAAGAGUAUUUCCUCUAUCAUUUUUUCCCCACGUUUCAAUCGCCCAACCCUCUUUAUCGCAUCCCCAGAACAGGGAUGCACAGGCACCGCGUUCCCAAGAGAAAGGGUUACAAGCACCAUGCUUGCGUCCCUAAGCCGGACGUGCUCUUUGGAUACCGGAAGGGCAGCGCCUUUCCCCAGCAGGAGGACCCGGUGAAAAUAAUGUCCGGAGAGAUGUCGGCAAAUUCUGGGGGACUUCUAUACCCUUUCUUGGUCGUCGAACUCAAGGGCGAUCAAGGCAGUUGGAUGGGGGCGACGAACCAAUGCAUGGGGGGGUCCGCAACUUGCGUCAACAUGGCGGAAAACCUCAACCGUCGAUUGAAGCAGUGCACAAGCGCCGCCACUGUUGACCCAAUCGACAGCGCUGUAUUCAGCAUUGCCAUCCGCUGUGCAGAGGCGCAAUUAUUUGUCUCUUGGAGCCAGGAUGAUCAGAACUACUUCAUGGCGCAAAUCGAUCGUUUCACCCUCUAUUGUCCUAAAGAAUAUAUUAGGUUCUACAAGUAUGUACAUAAUAUUUUCGAUUGGGGCCAGGGCGAGCGGCUAGAAAGGAUUCGUGAGUCCCUUGAUCUCCUUCAGGAAGAGGAAAGGAGGAUUCAAGACAAAGAGCGGCGAGAGAAGGCUUUGACUGCAGCAAAGUUGACGUCUGAGUCGAUGCCCGAGGUAAGACGAAGCGCUCGGCUGCAGAAAAAAGCUCGCACGCUAGAUCUGAUACUCCUGCUGGGAAACGUCGUCGAUGUUGAGCUAGAGAGUGCGUGUUAA